CCGUCACUCACGGCCCCGGGGCGCGCGCGAAGCUCCUUUCAUUGGCGGGAAAACGCGGGGGAAAGGGAGGUCGGGACCCGCCCCGCUGCCGGCCGGCCACCGCCGCCGAGUCGCGCUGCCAAAGCUCGGCGCUAAAUUUGAAAAUAAAACCCGAGCGCGGGCGGGUCCUGGAAGCAGAACCACCCGCCCGGGAGCGGCCGGGUCCUCAGCCCGGGACAGACUCCGUUCUCGCCGUCUCCGGCAGGACGCGCGCGCGGCCCGGGAGGACGAGGAGGAGGGCGGCAUGGCCGCAGGCGUGGACUGCGGGGACGCGGCCGGGGCCGGGCAGCAUGUGUUCUUGCUUCCAGAAUAUUUAAAAGAUACUUCAAAGAAAAUGAAAAGUGGCCUUAUGUUUGUAAAAUUGAUUAACCCAUGUUCAGGGGAAGGGACCAUUUACUUGUUCAAUAUGUGUCUACAGCAGCUGUUUGAAAUCAAAGUUUUCAAGGAAAAACAUCAUUCUUGGUUUAUAAAUCAGUCAGUUCAAUCAGGAGGCCUUCUUCACUUUGCCACCCCUAUGGACCCUCUAUUUCUGCUCCUCCACUACUUCAUAAAAGCUGACAAACAGGGCAAGUUUCAGCCCCUAGAUCAAGUUGUGGUGGAUGAUGUAUUUCCAGAUUGCAUCUUGUUGCUGAAACUGCCGGAACUUGAGAAGUUACUUCACCAUGUGACAGAGGAAAAAGAAAUAGACAAGAAGAAAUAUUACAAGUAUAGUGAAGAAAAGACAUUGAAGUGGCUGGAGAAAAAGGUUCAUCAAACUGUGGCAGCUUUAAAAGCCAAUAAUGUCAUUGUUGGUGCCCGGGUCCAGUCAUCUCUGUUCUCUGGUGACCAGGUUUCUAAUGACAAAGAAGAGGAUUAUGUUCAUUAUGCUCAUGGUCUGAUCUCUGAUUACAUCCCUAAAGAAUUAAGUGAUGGCUUAUCUAAACAUUUAAAGCUUCCAGAGCCUUCAACUCCAUUGCCAAACCCUCCAUCAAAGACGGCAACACAAAGACAGAAAAGGGGCAAAUGACACGUGACACAGCUCCACACAAGGCUUGGCUGCUUCCUGGGUAACUUCCAACUCUGCAAAAGUCUAAAACUCUGCUGCACUUUCUAGAAAACCACGAAAUGCCAUAGUGUAUUUUGAAGAAUCGGUGAUGGAUGCUGUAUUUCUUUGAUCAAUUAUGGGUAUUUCCACCUGGAGCCUUUGGCAAGGUAGUUUUAUCUUAGGCUUGAAGGUACCUAAUGUAGAUUUGAGUAAUUCGGUUCACUUACCUUCUUCCCCAGCCCCAGCCUCCCAUAACAGUGUGGGUCUUUGCAGUAGAAAGCUUCAGAUUGCAAAAUAUCAAGAGGAGAAGGCCUGUUGGGAAAUCUGGGUCACUUCUUAAAUCUGACCUGGUUGACCUGUCCUACUUGAGUAAAAUCAGCAUGGUUUAGACCUACAGAUGGUGACAUAAGCCCUUGAUUAAUUUUAAAGGCUCUGCUGAACCAAGUUUCAACCCAUACUUUAAAUAUUUACCAAAAACUUGACCCUUCUUUCCUCCUUACCAACUUGGCAGCUUCUAACACCUCAUGAUAUUAACAUGUGCAUUUUAUGAUCUUACAGAGUUAUAAACAUUUCUUCAUUUUUAUAAUAGAUUUGCCGAGUGUAUGUAUUAUUGUUAUUUUUAGAGUGGGAGUAUAAGCUGUGAAGGAAUGCUGUAAGUAAGUGCCAAAAAGUAAUUAAUUAAAUGGGGAAUGUUGUAGGAGGUAGUGGGGGUCGUAUGCAAACAUGUCCUGGGAUUUAAGCAGGGUCAUGUACUAGACCUGCAGGAAGAAUGGGUGGAGUGGCUGCUGUUCUUUGAUCUGCCUGCAUCACAUGGACCCCCAACAUCAUCUGCAAGAACUGAGUUUCUAAAUUUCUAAAUCUACACCAAGUAAGUUGAACCCAGUUCUGACAGGUAGUCUGUUAGUUUUUCACAUCUGCUUUUAUAUGUAGAAUUAUUUUUAUAACCUCAGAGAAAUUUUAACAUUUCUAUGCUUACCAAAGUUGAGAUGCAAAUCUUUUCCCAAACCCUAGCUCUACAAAGUCAGUAUAGAACUCUGGAUAUAUUACAGACUUCCAGAAAGGGGUGCUACACAGAAAUGAUCCACUUGAAACUCAUGCAUGCCAUUUGGGUAAGGUUAAUGAGCCUUACCAGUUGUGCAUUUAUGGAAUUAAACAAUAAGGCUUUCCCUAUCCUCGUCUUGUACAAUCCCAAGCACUGCCUUUGGCCCAAAGCAAUUGCUAACACUAGAGUGCUAUUGCUGAGUAGAUGCUAAGUCCUUGACCUAAUAGUUUUGUGGAGCUAAUCUCUGAGCAAGAAAGCCUAGCACAGUGGCUAGUGAAGCCCUACCCUUGUAUAUCCUGCAAGACACUUACUCUGAAACUGGGUUCCAAGUGUGAGGAUCCCCCAGAUUGUGAAUGGCUGGUUGGUACAGUUCUAUCACUGCCUCAUAUCACAUAUCACUCCCAGCUUCAGCCUAGUGCUUCUCUGUUCUCUGUCUUCCUCCUUCCCCUUUACCUUCCCAGUCACACCCUGCCAGAGCUACUAGAUAUGCCCAACUUGUUCCCAGAAGCCCUUUUCUCUUAUUGUGACCUAUGUUCAUAUUCCACUGGCCUCUGACCUUUGAAGAACUGUCAAACUUAGCACAUCUAAAAUUAUAAAAACUCAUUUUGUUCCCUAUGUAACAUACAUUCCCUCAAAAAAAUCAAGCACAAACAAAAGUGAUCUACAACUUCCCCCAACACCAAACAGGUUCUUUGGCAGUUGUAAGCUCUGAAUUUGCUCAUUUCCUUAGUUUACACAAUGCCCAACGUCCAGUUUCUGUCCUCUU
Molecule: messenger RNA, 2871 nt
Organism: Dipodomys spectabilis (banner-tailed kangaroo rat)
Lineage: Eukaryota; Metazoa; Chordata; Mammalia; Rodentia; Heteromyidae
Gene: Rnaseh2b
Product: ribonuclease H2 subunit B
Exons: 10
Coding region: 284-1045 (253 amino acids)
Biological process (GO): RNA catabolic process; ribonucleotide metabolic process
Cellular component (GO): ribonuclease H2 complex; nucleoplasm
Source: RefSeq, a predicted model, not a curated record